GAAGGGGAAAGCACACGGAGACCUGGGAACGACCUUGGCUUUCCCAGGAGUGAUAGGGAGCCAUGGGAGGGUUUAGAGCAGGGGAGGGGCAGGGUCAGGGCUGGGGCUGGGGCGGGGGCUGCUGGCCCCACAGCCAGACCCAGCAGGCUUUGUUUAUCCUUGAUUAUUUAUACCCAGGGAGGCAAACUUCCCUGUAGUCUGGGCCCACCCGCAGACAAGACAUAUAAAGAUAAAAAAGAUCAGAAGCCCUGGAAUGUCGGGGGGUGCGGAGGAGCCAGGCCGGCUGCUGCUCCCUCCUGCGGUCGGUCGCUGGGACUCUGGGUGUCGGCGUCUUUCUCCCCCUGUCCCAUCUCCCACCUGCCUGUCCCUUUCUCUCUUGCCCGCCCCCCCAUCCUUCCCUGUCCCCAUCUCUCUUCUCUCUCCCCCCACGCAGUACUAUGAGAUGUCCUACGGCCUAAACAUCGAGAUGCACAAGCAGGCUGAAAUCGUCAAGAGGCUGAAUGGGAUUUGUGCCCAGGUCCUGCCCUACCUCUCCCAAGAGCACCAGCAACAGGUCUUGGGAGCCAUCGAGAGGGCUAAGCAGGUCACCGCUCCUGAGCUGAACUCCAUCAUCCGACAGCAGCUCCAAGCCCACCAGUUGUCCCAGCUUCAGGCUCGGGCCCUGCCACUGCCCCCACUGCCCGUGGGGCUGCAGCCCCCUUCGCUGCCGGCGGUCAGUGCGGGCACCGGCCUCCUCUCGCUGUCGGCGCUGGGCUCCCAGGCCCACCUCUCCAAGGAAGACAAGAACAGCCACGACGGUGAUGCCCACCAGGAGGAUGACGGCGAGAAGUCGGAUUAGCAGGCGGCUGGGACGGGAGGGUGGGGGGACAAAGGGGAGACAGAGGCACGGAGAGAAAGGAAUGUUGAGCGCAAGACAGUGUAGCUCGGGAUGGCUAAACUCCAGUAGUAUUUAUGGUAGCCGCCUGUGGGGUCCUGCACCUGCUUGUGUGCCACCCCGUAGCUUUGCUCCAAACCCACCCAGUCCCAGCCUCCCUCCCUCCCUCCCCCCCUGCAGCCUGAAUAGGUGAAUACCUGCUCAUCCCACAGAGGAGGCAAGCUGAGGCCUGGAGGGGCAAAUGGGAGACCAGGUCAGAUGGGAGCAAAACCUCAAGAAAUCCAACACCCCCGGCACUUUCCCGUUUCGCACAUGUGUAACUGACAGUCUGCUCGCUGGGCCCUUCGGGGCACACACCACAACCUCCCACCCUGGCACUGCAUGCAAACACGAUGCUAGCCGUCCUUUCCCACCCCGGGCACCCUGCCUCUCCCCCCUGGGACCCACCACCCACCCCGCUCACCACCUCCGCUAGUCCCUGACACCCCCGUGCCCACCUGGGCCUCCCCCCUCGCCCAUGAAAGAGGAGGCAAAGGGAAGCUAGGUUAGCUGGAACAAACAGAGAAGGGGGGCGGGUGACCCAGGCUUUCCCUUCUCCCCUUCCCAAAUAAAGAUGAGGGUACUAAAGUUG
This is a messenger RNA of Galeopterus variegatus (Sunda flying lemur), 1505 nucleotides long. RefSeq names its product amino-terminal enhancer of split-like. Gene Ontology annotation, cellular component: transcription regulator complex; nucleus. The record is from RefSeq and is a predicted model, not a curated record. Gene Ontology annotation, biological process: regulation of DNA-templated transcription; negative regulation of canonical Wnt signaling pathway. The transcript is spliced from 4 exons. Lineage: Eukaryota; Metazoa; Chordata; Mammalia; Dermoptera; Cynocephalidae. Gene Ontology annotation, molecular function: protein binding; transcription corepressor activity. The coding region runs from base 254 to 838 and encodes 194 amino acids.